AUGGCCCUGCGACGGCGGUUCGAGGACCCCCUCGCAGACUGCAAACCAUGCGACCGCAUUAAAGUUGUGAAGCAGGGACGCCAGCCAGUGGAAGAGUAUAUCGAAGAAUUCCGAGAUCUGGCAUACCAUGUGAACUGGCUAGAUGAUAUCCUGGUAAACUGGUUCAGGGAUGGGCUGAGUGAUGAACUCUACAAUGCUUGUGUGGCCCGAGGUUCCCCAACCCAUCUACAUGAGUGGUAUCUUAUUGCUAAAGAGGCAGAGAUCGACAUGGCCAGAAAUCACUACUCUCUUCUCCAUGCCUCCCGAAAGACCUUUAGCAACGUUAAGGUCAGCAUCUCCAGCCAAUGGACCCCAUCUAGCUUUAAUGACUCUGCCUUCAUUCUUCAACCAUACGAGCUUUGGAACAGCAGUCAUCUAUUUCCUAAUGCUGAAGAAGCUACGUUGUUCCUUGGAACAUUGGACACCAUCUUCCUGUUUUCUUAUGCUGUGGUGAGCAAAUUCUCCUUCUUUGAACAGUUCUUGAAUUUUGAAGAAAUUUUUAUUUUAAAUUUCACAUUCAGGAGAGGAUUUGUUUUUGGACUCUGGAGUGCCUGUGCAUCAGUGGGUAAUAUCCUUGGAGCAUUUCUUGCCUCAUCGGUUCUGCAGUAUGGCUAUGAGUAUGCCUUCCUGGUGACAUCAUCAGUCCAGUUUGCUGGGGGAGUUAUUGUCUUUUUUGGCCUUGUGAUUUCUCCCAAAGAAGUAGGCCUCCCUGAAAUUGGCACAGAAGGGGAGGGUGAAGCCGUUGAGGAAGAUGCCACUGAGCCAUUAAUUAGCAGCCACGAGAAUGAAGAUUUCGAUGAGCAGAAUCACACCAUUCAGGCAUCAAACCGAAGCAGUGGUACAAAUGCUCCAUCCCAGGCCAUUGGAUUUUUUCAGGCGUGCUGUCUGCCUGGCGUCUUAUUGUAUUCCUUGGCCUAUGCUUGCCUGAAGCUAGUGAACUACUCCUUCUUCUUCUGGCUGCCUUUCUACCUCAGCAACAAUUUUGGUUGGAAGGAGGCAGAAGCCGACCAGCUCUCAAUCUGGUAUGAUGUUGGAGGCAUUAUAGGCGGUACCAUCCAAGGUUUUAUAUCUGAUGUGCUACAAAAAAGAGCUCCUGUAUUAGCUAUUAGCCUCAUCUUGGCUAUUGGAUCUCUCUUUGGAUACAGCCGUUCCCCAAAUAAUAAACCUAUCAAUGCUGUUAUCAUGGCGAUUACAGGCUUUUUUAUUGGAGGCCCUUCCAACAUGAUCAGCUCUGCCAUUUCUGCUGACCUGGGACAUCAGGACGCGAUCAAAGGAAGUAGCGAGGCUCUUGCAACCGUGACAGGGAUUGUGGAUGGCACCGGCAGUAUCGGGGCCGCUGUGGGUCAGUACUUAGUAUCUUUGAUCCAGGAGAGGUUGGGAUGGAUGCAAGUUUUCUAUUUCUUCAUUCUGAUGACCAGUUUAACGGUGGUCUUCAUCAUGCCGCUGAUAGUGAAGGAAACCAAUAUGCUCCUUUCUCAGAGGCGCUUGCGCAGGUUGGCCGGCUGACUCUCUUCUCUCUUCUGUCAGUGGAGGUCUUUUUUUCCCAAGGGGGAACUUGGCUCUUCAGGAUUUUUGCCUUCAUUUCUUGAUUUACAUCCACAAAGACCGGAUUUGCUGAGAAAUGGCCACCAACACAUCCAUCGCUGAAAGAUUGUCAUCUGAAUCCCGUCUGAAGAUAAUGCUAUGGAAACCCACCACUGGGAAAGAGCUGACUGUCUGCUUGGAAGGCUUAAUUGAGUGUAUCAGUGAGAGAUGUUUUCUCUUUUGAUUUUUACCUCUUGUUUCCAAGGCUUGUGUGUGCGAUUAUCAAGAUCAAAUGAUAAAAUGUUGGGCUUGUAUGUGGGAGAAAAGUUUCUUGAAAGCAGAAAGUGAUUGUGCCUAGAAAAAGCGUUUGUAUAGUAAAUCCUUGAUUUAAUGGAUAGGGACCUGGGCAGGGGAAAGGGGUGUCUAUUGAGCUGAAUGAGAUUGUUCAAGGCCAAAAUGUACCUAUACAUGAAAUUACUUUAAUAAUCAUAAAGUCUUUGGUGUCGCCUUUACUUAUGAAGCCAUAGGUAAAAGCCAUAGAUGAAAGUACAAAUAUUUAUACCUUCCCUUACAAAACAUAGUCACCAACUCUUGUAAAAGAGUUUUGAGAUAGCCACUAACUGGCUAUGUAAUUAUUUAUUAACUAUUUUUAAAAAAUAAAUUAUGCACGUGCAGCAGCAGGAAGCAUCUCCUGACCUGACUUGAUCCAUUGUUUGGGAUGAAUUCUGAUAUGGCCUGAAAUGCAGACAAAAAUCCAAAUCCAACCUCUGUUUGUCCACUGCAUUCGAGAUCCAUUAAAACAGAGGAUUUACUAUACUUGCUUUCUUCCUAUUGUGCUCGUUUAUUGGUGGCAAUCUGGAGGUCUUCCAGAUGUUUUUAAACUUUAGGUUCCUUUGUGUCUCUCCCCGUUGGCUCUGCUGGCUAGGGCUAUGGAAUCGGAGUUAGGCAGCAAGAGGAGAGCCACUUUACCCGUCCUGAUGCCAAAGGAAGAUAAUGUGAUUUACAAAGGGAGAAAUCCUUCAGAUUUGCAAAGUGGAGUGGAAUCAUCAAGAAAAAAAAACUUUGCCAGCUGAUGGCUGCUGCCUUUACACAAACCGGCCCUUGUAUAUUUCUUUGUACUGUAAUAAGUUUGGAUCUUUGUGUUGUAAUCCAGGCGCCAAAAAAAGCUGCCAAACAGAGGAAAUGGACAGCUCUCUUUGCAUUUUCCUUUGGUGAAAAGGAAAGGCAUUUCCAACUUUGUAGUAGUAUGAAAAGAGCAUUUCAGAGCAGCCUGGGCCAAUCCACUGCUGGUUCUUGCAAGCUUUUUGGUAGCUCCCUAACUGCAUUUUUUUUUAAAUUAAAAAAGAAAUAUACAACAGGGUACUAUAAAAGCAGCUGAAAUCCUUGGUGUCCUUAUGUAAAAAGAACAUUUGUAGGGUGUUUGUUUGAUCUCCAAAUAUUUGUCCUAUCCAGAUGUUCAUGUUAAUUUAACCUUCUCUCUCUCUCUAGCAGAGCAACUGCAUUCCGUACUUGAUUUUUUAUCUGUCUAAUAUUAACUGUCUAAUAUGUGAAAACAAGCUGGGUCUUUGGAGAUGUGCACAGCCAACUAUUUUAUACAGAGGGGUAGGAAUCAGAGUUUUACUAAGAUCCUUACAUUUUUGUUAUUAUUAUUAUUUAAAUAGGUUUGAGAAAAUGGGAAGAAAAGGGAAUAAUUAUCAAAAUUUGAGAUUGUUUACUAUGUCUCCUUUACUGGAGAUCACUGUCGCCUACAGUAUAGGCAGAGACCU
Messenger RNA from Thamnophis sirtalis, 3329 nucleotides. Lineage: Eukaryota; Metazoa; Chordata; Lepidosauria; Squamata; Natricidae. The record is from RefSeq and is a predicted model, not a curated record.